AUGUAGGAGGGUUAAUUAAACUGAGCAUUAAUGUUGUGGGAAGGAAGAUGGAGAAUACGGUGGGCAUAAAAGCAAGUGAGGCGAUGUACAAACCGGACAUAAGCUUGGAUGUGUUGGUCCUGGGCGCCACCAUUGAUGAUGAUAUGACGAUAGUUAAACUAUUAUCCAUUGGGGAUGAAGAUCAUUGGUUGUCAAAGUAGAGCUUGGAGAUUUACAAUGGUUAACCAAAUUGAUAGAAUGCUGAGGAACUGAAGGAGAUUUAUUCCCUUGACAUGUCGCCUCUUUUUUUCGGCCAUUAAUUCACUUUGUUCAUUACUAUAUAUGGAAUCAACGGAUGAUAAAUUGGUAACUAUAAUCCUAAGCAGACUUCUCUAGCCUAAGUUUGCAUACGUCAUUUCAAUGACAUCAUAUAAACAUUUGAAUAAUCAAUCUUAUACUUACAUAAAGGAAAAUAAUUGAACAGACAAGUUCAUCACCUCGUGAGUGACAUGGAAGAAGAUAACUGCUAACAUAUUUUUCAUUCAGGGUUAUACGUUUCUAAAUACUAAUACCACUUGAAUUAAAAUGGAAGAUUUAUCAUUUGGCCAUUAAAAUAUAAGCAUUCCUGGUUUAGUGGCUAUUACGCUCCUUCUUAGAUCAAUGAUGUUUUUGAUUUAACUAAACUUUAUAACAUUUUUGGCUCUAAGAGCACCAUUAACCGGGGUCCUUAAGAGGGUUUUUAAAAAUAAUGAGGCAUUUAAUUAAAUCAAAAUUAAAGAAAAUUGCUGUUAUCGAUCCUUAAUAUAGGAUUUCUGUGACCGAUUACAAAGGGGAUUUCUAAGCCACGUGUCAGCAAACUAAAUAAUGAGGGUUUUUUUUUUCUCUCUCCUCUUCUCUUUCGUGCCUCGUCUUCUCUGUCUCCUCUUGUGUUCUCCGCGGGAAGACGAUGGCUUUUUGUUCUCUCCUUCACACCUACAAGGUUCAAACGAAACCUUAAACUCCAUCUCACUUCGUUAGGCCUCCUCUCUACCCGAUAAAUCUCUCUCUGUCUCCUUCUCCGUGGAUCUCUCAUUCGAUCGGAUGAUCUCUCUCCUCCGUUGAGUUUCAGAACUUCUCUGUGGAGAUCGAUGGCCACAUCCGCUCGAAAUAAACCAAAUGUAAAUGUGGGAACAAUUGGGAAUGUAGAACAUGGGAAUACUACUUUAACUGCUGCAAUCAUAAAGGUUCUUGCUGAAGAGGAAAAAGCUAAAGCUAUUGCCUUUGAUGAAAUUGAUAAAGCUCUCCAAGCCAAUGCUUUUGCUCUAGACUGAUUCGGAUGGUCAAUCUAUGUUAAGAUUUGAUCUCGGCAUGAUCUUAAUCGCAACCGAUGAGUUCUCAGCGGGAAAUAAACUUGGACAAGGUGGAUUUGGAUCAUCUGUCUACAAGAAUCAUAGCAGGAGUUGCAAGAGGGCUUCUUUAUCUCCAUGAAGAUUCUCAACUGAGGAUUAUUCAUCGAGACUUAAAGGCUAGUAUAGUUCUCUUAGACGCUGAGAUGAACCCUAAAGUUGCAGACUUUGGGAUGGCCAGGCUCAUGUGCAUGUUUGAGAGUUCUCAGUUCAAAGAAAACUUCUCCUUGUUUCAGCAACUAGUUGCAGAUGGUGUCUUUGGGACAUUAUCACCAUCUUCUGUUUCCUCUGUAUCAAAGCUUGAAGAGUUUAAGACACUUGCAAAGCUUGCUUUAUCUGACCCUAACAAAUCCCGUUUAUUGGAAAGCUAUCAGAUGCUCAAGGUUAACGUCAUGUGCUCUUCUUGAACACACAUAGUUUUCUAGUCUUGCGGCUUUGUUCACGUGAAACAUUGCUUCAGGAACAGAGAAAAGAGAUUUAAGACUCUGUUAAUACAACAUCAAGGGCCUCAAACCUGAAUCUAUCUGGUAUUUCUCAGAACAAAGACUUAAUAUAAAAUGUGGCCAAAAGAAAUUUUCUGCAUUAGAAAUUGCUAUCAUUUGCCGGUACAUAAUAUAAAAAAAUGGAAAGGGUUUUAUGUAAGGGGACUUUUUGGCGGUCAUAUACUAUCUUUUUGUUAAUACUACUAAACUUGGAGAACAAGAAAGUUGCGUUUC
Molecule: messenger RNA, 2080 nt
Organism: Brassica napus (rape)
Lineage: Eukaryota; Viridiplantae; Streptophyta; Magnoliopsida; Brassicales; Brassicaceae
Product: cysteine-rich receptor-like protein kinase 44
Exons: 5
Coding region: 1346-1771 (141 amino acids)
Biological process (GO): protein phosphorylation
Molecular function (GO): protein kinase activity; ATP binding
Source: RefSeq, a predicted model, not a curated record